GCGGUCGCGUCCAGGAGGCCGAAACCGCUUUCAACGAGUCUUUGGCCAUGUGUCGCGAAGGCGGAGACCGAAAAGGUGAAGCUGACUCGCUGACGGCCCUGUCAAAGCUCUACGGGGAAAGCGGGCAGGGCAUCAAAGCGGCGGAGGCUGCUGAUUCGGCGCUUCUCCUCCAUCGCGAGUUGGGCCGAAAGCAGUGGCUUCUCGAAGCCUUGCUAAGCACCGCCAGGUCCAAGGUUGCUGCUUGCAAAGAGCACGAGGAGAACGGCGCAGAGUCUGCGGAGAUAGAAAAAGAGGUGCUUUCAGCGCUGGACAUGGCGCGGGAAGCCGUGGUCAUGUCCAGGAGGAUGAAUGACGCGCAGUCACUCAUCUUUUGCCAGCACACGGAAGUUGAGGUCCUGGUUGCAAUGAACCAGUUUGACGAAGCGAUGGAUGUCUUGAAGGAGGCUGUCGCUCUCAGCCAAGAGCAGCAGCUGCUGCGAGAGGAGGGACGGCUGACCAGCGAUGUGGCGCAAGUUUACAUUUGCCAGAAGAACUGGAAAAUGGCGACGCACUGCGCCAACAAGGCAAUGGAAAUGGCCGAAGCAGCCGGCGACCACGACGGCGAGGUUUUUGCCGUGAAGCUUCUCCGCCACAUUGAGAACGAGAUGGGUGGGAAGAGGAAGGCCCCAGAGCAAGCAGCCGCCGCGCCAGCCGCCGAGGCCGCACCCGCGCCCGAAGCUGCACCCGCAGCGGAGGAUGAGAUGCCGGCCACCUACAACGGGCCGACGUCGGAUGCGUUGGCAGACCGACUCCAGGGCAUGGUGAUGGACAUGUUCGAUGCAGACGAGCUUCAAAAUGACACCAUGCUCAUGGACAUUGGUAUCGACAGCCUCUCCAUGCUGGACUUCCAUGCCCGGAUCCAGAGG
Symbiodinium sp. CCMP2592 is the source of this 905-nucleotide messenger RNA. NCBI's taxonomy places the organism in Eukaryota, Dinophyceae, Suessiales, Symbiodiniaceae. The record is from the annotation of a GenBank genome assembly.